AAUCGCAUCAUCAGUCACCCACCAGACCAUCAUCAUUAGUCAGUACUCUACUCUCGCAUACGCAGCAAAUCUGCUGACAGUGGCGGAGGCGAUCGCGUCACCUAGAUGGAAUUUAUGUGAAAAAAUAUCAACUAAACUCAUAAGACAGUACAAGUGAAAAUAAGUGAACUCCACCCAGAUUGAAAGGCGCGAAAUGGGGUGCUUCGAGAGUAAAUCCUCCGAGCAGCAUCAACCGACAGCCGUUCGCGGAUGCACGGACAUUUUCUGGCUCGUUGUCUACGUUCUGUUUUGGAUCGCAUUGCUUGUCAUCGCCGUUUUUUCGUUCGUAUACGGCAAUCCACUGCGUGUCAUAAAUGGGUAUGACUCCUUUGGGAACACAUGCGGCGUCUCCAGCAACGAAAAAUUUUCCCAUUUCCCCCUGUCCGGGAUGAACACCAAGGACAAGCCGUACGUGUUCUUCCUCGACAUCAAAGAACUACGGCAGACCCUGAAGAUCUGCGUGAAGGAAUGUCCGCAAAAGGAAAUAGGCAGUGCAAUGGAACUGUAUCGUUACUACGAGGAACGUGACACGAAGUACUGUCGAUACGACUUCAAUAUGAGCUUGCUGACAGCCCCGGAUGCCAAUGGGCCGAAAUACUUUGCUUUUGCUGGACCGUGUCCGAAGUUUCCAGUUUACGAGUCCAGUUCCGUGCUGCACCGGUGCAUCCCAUCAGGAAAGAAUGCUCCAACCAAGGUGGUGAAAGACAUGUAUGCGCUGGUAAACUCAUUCGGGGCAGCUCAACAGGUGUUCAGUGACAUAUACAAAACGUGGCCAACGGUGCUGCUGCUUGUCGGAUUGAGUUUGAUUUUCUCAAUCAUAAUGAUACUGAUGCUUCACUGGCUAACCGCCAUUAUUUCGUGGUUGAUUUGUAUUUUCGUCGCUGUUGCUAGCAUCGGAAUCACCGCAGUCUUGUGGUGGUCUUAUUAUAAACAAAAGCAUUCCAUUGAUACCGAUACAAAGCUGUCAUAUCUGGAAGAGUUGGUGCGAAAUGAGACCACUAUCUAUGUUUUGGCUAUUUUGGCCACAUUCAUCAUGAUCAUUCUGCUGGUAAUCAUCUACUAUUUACGUGAAAAGUUGACCGGACUGGCGGCUCUGUUCGAGGAGGCCGGUAAAUGUAUGGUGGCGAUACCCGGAUUAGCUGGGCCUCCAGUUCUUGCGUUCAUUUCCUUAGCCAUUUUUCUAUCGUUUUGGAUGGUGGUCAUAGUGUGUUUAGCCACUGCCAACUACCCGAAUGUUAAACCACUUCUGCCAUUCACCCAACUCAAGGAGAAUCCCAACAAGACUGAAGCAGCCAUUAGACCUGAUAUGUCCGUAAACAACAACACAUAUAAAUCGUUCGAUUUAGUCGAAUACCCCGAAGCCAACUUCCUGCGCCACAUGCUCUGGAUUUACAUCAUCGGGCUGGUUUGGACGAGCGAGUUUAUCUUCGCCUGUCAACAGUUGGUCAUAUCCGGUGCCGUCGCCUAUUGGUAUUUUGAGAAGCCGACCGACACACCGGUGCUCCAAGCUAUCGCCAAGCUGGUGAAGUACCAUCUCGGAUCUGUGGCAAAAGGUUCGUUCAUCAUCACACUGUUCAAGAUACCGCGACUGAUUCUCACCUAUCUGUACGCCAAAUUGAAACGCCACCAACAUGAAGGUUCGGAGUGCGCCAGUUGCUGCCUAAAGUGUUGCAUUUGUAGCUUUUGGUUGUUGGAGAAAUUCAUUCGCUACCUAAACCACAAUGCGUACACGGUCAUUGCAAUCGAGAGCGUCAAUUUUUGUCCAGCAGCUAAAAUUGCUUGGAACGCAUUGGUUGUCAACGCCCUCCAAGUGGCAACCAUCAACGGGAUCGGCGAUUUGGUGUUGUUCUUGGGAAAACUGGCCGUGGCCGCGCUUUGUGGUUUGAUUGGGAUCCUCAUGUUACGCGAUAAUCCUGAUGUUCACUUCUAUAUGGCGCCAGUCAUCAUUGUAACGCUCUUCGCAUUCUUCGUGGCUCACAUCGUACUCUCGCUGUACGAAAUGGUGGUGGAUACCCUUUUCCUUUGCGUAUGCGAAGAUAAAACUAUCAAUGGAAACUCUGGCCGUUGGAAGAAGAGCAACCUAGCUCACCUGUUGGGUGAAGACCCGAUAGAGUCGGAUGCGGUGGAAGCGCCGAUGCAGGCGAUCGAACGAGUCCCUAUUACUAAACAGCCGUUCUCCGUACAAAGCUUACAAAUGACAGAAAUUGACGAUAAGGCUGCAGCUUAGAUUACCUCAUUAGUCGCACGUUUGGCAUUAUUGUGAAUUUCUCCUCCAGAUUAAGAAGAAUGUUUGACUAAAUGUGCUUUAAAUUUAAUCUCAUAGCCACUUAACAGUUGCUAAAAUCUUAAAAGAAAAAAUAUGUCAUUUUUGACAACCGAAAAUGUAUUGUUCUUUAGAACACAAUCCAUCCAAAUCAUUGUUAAAUUAAUGCUCGCACACUAAAAAUUACAUUACAUGUUCAAAGAAAGGCUCAAACAUAUUUGUUUGCAUCUGAAAAUGAUCGUAUUCAUAUUUAUAUGAUAUUUAUAAUAUACACUUGGUGAAUCAACUUAUUCAUCAAUGUCCCGUUUUGAUAAGCCAAUUAUAAACAUAUACAAAAACUGAUUAACUGCAACAGAUCACAUUAAGCUAUUUUCUCAUAGGUUGCCUUCCAUUCUCACUUAUUGAAAAGUAGACCCAGUUUUGAUAAUUCAUUGUUAGAAGAGUUUAUUUUUACAGAUUCUAUUCUGCCAUGUAUUGGAUGUUAUACAAGGUCGGCUCAUAUUGUAAGAUCAUAGUUUAUCAGAUGAAUUACUAAGUUUUAAUAUUUACUUAUUAUACACUUGAAUUAAUGUAAGCAUCGAAAUUUAAUAAAAUUGUAACGUCAAACUGUUAAAUUAAUACAAAUAUCAAGCUGGUCGCCAUA
This is a messenger RNA of Armigeres subalbatus, 2945 nucleotides long. It is a transcript of the gene Ctl1, whose product is annotated as choline transporter-like 1. The record is from RefSeq and is a predicted model, not a curated record. Gene Ontology annotation, biological process: transmembrane transport. The transcript is spliced from 5 exons. Gene Ontology annotation, molecular function: transmembrane transporter activity. NCBI's taxonomy places the organism in Eukaryota, Metazoa, Arthropoda, Insecta, Diptera, Culicidae. Bases 194 to 2266 code for a protein of 690 amino acids.